Effrenium voratum is the source of this 393-nucleotide messenger RNA. The record is from the annotation of a GenBank genome assembly. NCBI's taxonomy places the organism in Eukaryota, Dinophyceae, Suessiales, Symbiodiniaceae.
AUGAAGUUUGAGGAGUUGCUCGAGGAGGUUGACGUGGAGCAGAAGAAUCAGUUGACGAAGCAGGACUUUCUGGUCUUCAUGCGGAAGAUCCGGGAAAGGGACACGCAGUACAUCAGGGACUACUUCAGGGAGUGCGACACCGACGGGGAGCCGGGCCUCGACGCCAAGGAGAUCGCCACACUCAUCGAGUCCCUGGGCCACGUGCCGGACAUGGCAUGUGUCACCGAGACGCUGCAGCAGCUGAACAUUGAAAAUCCUGAGGAGGAGACUUGGACUUCUCCCAGGUCUGGCGCUUUUUGGAAGUCUUUCGGCGCCAGCAAGGCCUCACCUUGGAGGCAGCAGCGGAGGCCAGAGCAACCUUCCGAACGUUCGCAGGCGGAGCUGUUUCUGUGA